Cetraspora pellucida is the source of this 603-nucleotide messenger RNA. NCBI's taxonomy places the organism in Eukaryota, Fungi, Glomeromycota, Glomeromycetes, Diversisporales, Gigasporaceae. The record is from the annotation of a GenBank genome assembly.
AUGGCAAAAGUUGACCUAAAAUUUUGUCCUCCUUCUGAUAGAGUAGUAAAAAAUGAAAUCUCUCUUAAAAGAUUAGAAAAAGCCCAAAAAAUAGUUAUAGAAAGAGAUAAUUUACCUUUAUUAAAUUUAAUCGAUAAUGAAUUUUAUUCUGAGGAGGAAGAAGCUGAUAAAAUUAAUAAUGAUAACAAAAGGCUUUUAAAACUAAAAGAUGCAAUUAUUUGGUUAGAAGCCAAUUUAAAAAUUUCACAACAUUCAGAUGAUAAAAAACCAUUUGACCAAGCAACUGAAGCAUUCUUUGCUGAAAAGUAUCCUACAUUGUCAGUAGUUAGUAGUGAUAGUGAAGAAGUUCAGGUACUAGAGCCUCAUGAUAUUCCAACAAAAAUUGCUCAAAUUAAGCAAGCCAUUUGUGAUUCUCUCUGGAAAUAUUGGGGUAAUCUGAAACAUACUUGUCUUUUAGCUACCUUGCUAGACCCAAAACUUAAAAGAAUGCAUCCUAUAUCUAGUCAUCUACGAGAAACAGCAAUAAGAGUAUGCCAUCAAGAACUUGAAAAUAUUACUGAUACGAUACCUAUUCAAAUUACUUCUUCUACUUCUUCAAGUUAG